Molecule: messenger RNA, 384 nt
Organism: Geodia barretti
Lineage: Eukaryota; Metazoa; Porifera; Demospongiae; Tetractinellida; Geodiidae
Source: the annotation of a GenBank genome assembly
AUGCACCACUGGGCCGUCGGCGGCGACAUCUACAUCGGUUGGCCCGACCACGGGGCCGAGGAGCGGCGCUACACCAUUGUCGAAAUGGAUCUCUCCGGCAAGGUGUUUCGUGGUCGCGUCACCAACGGGCAGCGGCAGGGCGGGUUCAUGGUCAUCUUCGACUGCCCCAACGUUAUCCUGGAGCAACUCGCAGAACAGGCAUCCAACGUGGUGGGGUUUCGCGUCAUCGUAUCCAACCUCAGAACCAGCAUAGAUGGCGUGGUGGUUCGUAGCUUCGAUUACGAAUGGUAUCCAACUCCAGAGUUCGCCGAACGCCCCCACGCCCUGGCCACCGCCCUGGCUACUCUCUACGAGGAUAUUGCCCCCGGCCAGACCGAUAAAUAG